GCGCUCCGGGAGCAGGCGGCAGUCACCAUGGAGCCAGGCCCCGGGGACGCGCUGGGAGACCAGCCGUCCGCGCCCCGACCCCGCCGCCGCCGCUCUCUGCGCCGCCUGCUCAGCCGCUUCCUGCUGGCGCUGGGCAGCCGCUCGCGCCCCGGGGACUCGCCGCCCGGUCCUCGGCCCCCGCCACAGCCGGGACCCUGCGAUGGCGACGGCGACGGGGGCUUCACCUGCGCCCCGGGCCCGGUUCUAGCCGCCUCCGGGAGCCCCGGGCCGGAGCGCCCUCCCGAACCCCAGUCCCAGCUCCCCGCGGGCGAUGGGGCGCGGCCGCCCGGCGCUCAGGGCUUGAAGAACCACGGCAACACCUGUUUCAUGAACGCGGUGGUGCAGUGUCUCAGCAACACCGAUCUCCUGGCCGAGUUCCUGGCGCUGGGGCGCUACCGGGCGGCGCCGGGCCGUGCCGAGGUCACCGAGCAGCUGGCGGCGCUGGUGCGCGCGCUCUGGACGCGCGAAUACACGCCCCAACUUUCGGCUGAGUUCAAGAAUGCUGUUUCUAAGUAUGGCUCUCAGUUCCAAGGCAAUUCCCAACAUGACGCCCUGGAAUUUCUGCUCUGGUUGCUGGACCGUGUCCAUGAGGACUUGGAGGGCUCAGCUCGUGGGAUGGUGUCUGAGAAGCUGCCCCCAGAAGCCAAUAAGGAGAACCUCCCAUCCACUACAGCUCCACUUUCUCUAAGCCAGAGCUUUGUGCAGAGCCACUUUCAAGCACAGUACAGAUCUUCCUUGACGUGUCCCCACUGCCUGAAACAAAGCAACACCUUUGAUCCUUUCCUGUGUGUGUCCCUUCCCAUCCCCUUGCGCCAGACGAGAUUCUUGAGCGUCACCUUGGUCUUUCCCUCUAAGAGCCAGCGAUUCCUGCGGGUUGGCCUGGCGGUGCCAAUCCUCAGCACAGUUGCUGCCUUAAGGAAGAUGGUUGCAGAGGAAGGAGGCAUCCCUGCAGAGGAGGUGAUCUUGGUUGAACUGUAUCCCAAUGGAUUCCAGCGGUCUUUCUUUGAUGAAGAGGACCUGAAUACCAUUGCAGAGGGAGAUAAUGUGUAUGCUUUCCAAGCCCCUCCCUCACCUGGUCCAGGGACACUCUCAGCUCAUCCAUCUAGUCUGUCAGCGUCCCCACGCUUGGCAGCCCGUGAUGGCCAGCGAUUCUCCAUGCCUCUCCACAGUGAGAACAGGGUGCUCAUCCUCUUCUGUAACCUGAUGGGAUCAGGGCAGCAGGCUAGCAGGUUUGGGCCACCUUUCUUGGUACGUGAAGACAGAACUAUCUCCUGGGCCCAGCUUCAGCAGUGUAUUCUCAGUAAGGUCCGCUGUCUCAUGAAGACAGAGGCCCCUGCACAGAUCCUAGGGUCUCUGUUCUCCGUCCGGGUUGUGGGGCUGUCCCUGGCCUGCAGCUAUUUAUCCCCACAGGACAGCCGGCCCCUCUGUCACUGGGCAGUUGACAGAGCUUUGCACCUCAGGAGGCCCGGAGGUCCCCCUCACGUCAAGCUGGCUGUAGAAUGGGAUAGCUCUGUCACAGAGCGCCUUUUUGGGAGCCUCCAGGAGGAGCGGGUCCAGGAUGCAGACAGUGUGUGGCGGCAGCAGCAGGCACACCAGCAGCCCAGCUGUACCCUGGAUGAAUGUUUUCAGUCCUACACUAAGGAGGAGCAGCUGGCCCAGGAUGAUGCGUGGAAGUGCCCUCACUGCCAAGUCCUCCAGCAGGGCGUGGUGAAACUGAGUUUGUGGACCCUUCCAGACAUCCUCAUCAUCCAUCUGAAACGGUUCUGUCAGGUGGGAGAAAGAAGAAACAAGCUUUCCACACUAGUGAAGUUCCCCUUGUUUGGACUCAACAUGGCUCCCCAUGUAGCACAGAGGAGCACCAGCUCGAAGGCAGGACUGGGACCUUGGCCCUCCUGGAAGGAGCCAGCCUGUCUGCCCACUGCCUACCCACUGGACUUCCUCUACGACUUGUAUGCUGUCUGCAACCACCACGGCAGUCUGCAAGGUGGGCAUUACACAGCCUAUUGCCGGAACUCCCUGGAUGGCCAGUGGUACAGCUACGAUGAUAGCACGGUGGAGCCCCUUCGAGAGGAUGAGGUCAACACCAGGGGCGCUUACAUCCUGUUCUAUCAGAAGAGGAAUAGCAUCCCUCCCUGGUCGGCCAGCAGCUCCAUGAGAGGCUCCACCAGCUCCUCUUUGUCUGAUCACUGGCUCAUGAGACUUGGGAGCCACAACGGCAACAGCACAAGAGGAAGCCUGUUGUCCUGGAGCUCUGCUCCCUGCCCCUCCCUGGCUCGGGUGCCUGACUCUCCUGUCUUUACCAACAGCCUCUGCCACGAGGAAAACGGAGGGAUGGAGUCCAGGUCUUUGGUUCGGGGUGUUGGCGGCCGAAGCAUCAGCAUGAAGGCACCCAGCUCUUCCCGAGCCAGGCAUGGGCCUUUCAAGACCAUGCCCCUGAGGUGGUCCUUUGGAACCAGGGAGAAACGAUCUGGGGCAUCUGUUGAGUUGGUGGAGUACCUGGAGUCCAGACGAAGACCUCGGUCUACCAGCCAGUCCAUUGUACCACUCUUGACUCGUACUGCUGGGGGGGAUGAGAAAUCAGCAUCACCAAGGCCGGAUGUCACCCUUCCUGCUAAAGGUGAAGACAGUGGGCGAGCCUAUGGGCAAGGAGCAACCGAGGUGUCCUGUUCCUCAGGCCACCUCAACCAUUAUCUGGCCCUGGGGUCCUUAGAUGGUCUGGACACAGCCAGAACACGAACAGGAAAUGCAAGUCAGGAUAUCAGGCUCCCCAAAAAAUUUGAUCUGCCCCUCACUGUUAUGCCAUCAGUGGGGAAUGAGAAACCAGCCCGUCCUGAGGGCCAGAAGAUAGCUACCUGGAAGGGAAGUGGCCAGGUGGGAAGCCAGAGCAAUCCACCUUCCCCUUCUACUGGGCUCAGAAACUUCAAGGACAGUAGCCGAGGUACUUUACUGAAGAUGAAGGUGGCUGAGGAGGAACGGGCCUCUGACAGAGACAGGGGACAGGGGCCAUUCACACUUCUGAAGUCUGUGUUUUGGAAGAAGGAACACAGGAGGGCUGUUAGAGCUGAGGGUUCCCCAGUCCCCUUGGUGAGUGGUACGCUGAGCCCUUCCAUGAAUGAGCAGGCUGGAGGCUCAUCUCCUGCCUUCAGGAUUCGAGAGAGCCCAGCCAGAGGCCUGGGCAGCUACUUGGAGAGGGACAUCCGGUCUGCACCCAGUUCUCUCCACCUCCCUCGCAAAGCUGGCAGGCCCCCCAGAGCUAGUGCCUCUGGCACCUCACAAAGGACUAUUCCUGGGGAACAGACUUCUUAUGGCACCCUGCAAAGGGUGAAAUACCACACUCUCUCCUUAGGUCGAAAGAAAUCCUUACCCGAGUCCAGCUUCUGAUGGAACAAUUUGGUAUUAUGUGAUGUUGCAUUCUUGGGGCUGUGCACUGAGAUGUAGGCAACCUGUGUCCAGAGUGGAUUUUCUAGAAUCCAGUUGACUUGUGAUCCCCAAAAGAUAAAAAAUGUUUGAUUUUUCGCAACUGGACUUCCAAUGCCUAAUGUCCCAAUAAAACAAAGUCCAAAUAUUAGGUUUUUAUUUUUGAGUGCUUUGAUAUAGCCUGGUCACUAGAGGGUGCUGCUGGGCCAACAUUAUCAUUUCAAGGGAAGAACUAGUAUUUAGUUUGUAUAAGUCUUGGGCCUGCAUACUUGUACUAAAUAUAGUUCAUGGUGUCAUGUCAAAUACUAUCACCAGCUUGCUUACUCCUCCCUCACUUCCCUCCUCCAUUCCUUCCCUCCUCCCUUCCUUCCUUUCCUCCUUCCUUC
Nannospalax galili (Upper Galilee mountains blind mole rat) is the source of this 3842-nucleotide messenger RNA. It is a transcript of the gene Usp43, whose product is annotated as ubiquitin specific peptidase 43. The record is from RefSeq and is a predicted model, not a curated record. Gene Ontology annotation, molecular function: cysteine-type deubiquitinase activity. Bases 28 to 3420 code for a protein of 1130 amino acids. Gene Ontology annotation, biological process: protein deubiquitination. Lineage: Eukaryota; Metazoa; Chordata; Mammalia; Rodentia; Spalacidae. The transcript has 15 exons.